AACAUUCAACAAACAUGGCAGAGAGUAAACUUAGAUAUCCGCUGGGCUCUCCUCAAGAGCAUAUUGAAAUGUGUAAAAGCCACGAUUUACCUAUUGAUAUGAUAUGUGAGGACUGUAAUGAAUUAAUUUGUGGUAAGUGUGCGAAAACAGAUCAUAGAGAUCACGACUGGAGCACUAUAUCCACGGCAGCCACUCAAAGGAGGAGAGGUCUGUCUAACUUUCUAAGAAAGAUUAAGGAAAAGGAUCUGUCUGGGAUUGAUGAGAAGAUAGAAAAGUUGUCAGAACAGAUCACAGAAAAUAAAGAGCUGUGUGACUCUGAGAUUAAAAAGCUUCAGGAGCAUUAUGAUGACAUAAUCAGCAGGCUGAUAGAAAUCAGGAAACAUACUGAACAAAGGUUGACAGACCAUUUGGAGGAAAAAAAUGAAAAAUUGAAAAGUAAGAAAUCUAAGAUGGACAAAAAGAAGAAAGAAAUUGAAAAAAUAGCUAAGUUUCUGGAGGAGAACAACAGCACCAUGUCAGAUUACGGCUUGAUUGAUAACCACAAGGAACUGACACAACUGCUGUCUAGCCUGGAUGUUGAUAUAAAGAACUGUAAACAUUCAGUGAGAUACAGUAAAGGAGAAAUCAGUGACGAGGUGAUGGAGAAUAUGAUUGGUAAAACUUGGGAUUUAGAUGAUAUCAGUUUGACUGAAGCAAGCUCAUUCAAAUAUGGAGAUGAAAUAAUAGUUUUAUUGAGGGCAUUUUGUGAAGAUCAGUGUUACAUAGGAGAUUUAAAGUCACUUUACAUCAUUGAACAAGUAAACAAAGAAGGGGAGAAAAAUCAUAGAUAUAAUAUCACUGCUAAUGACAUUUGUGUAACUGAUACUGGUGAUGUUUAUUUCUCUGACUUUAGUAACAAUUCUAUCAGUCGUCUGUCACCAUCAGGAUCUGUCUCUACAGUCAUCAGUAAAGAUCCACUGGCACCAAUAGGAAUCUGUCAGUCUGUGGACGGUGGACUACUGGUCACCCUGAUAGACAAUGAAUCAGAUGAUUACAAAUUAGAGUCACACAGCAGACGUCUGGUGAGACACAUCACAGUGACAGGUGAUGUCAUCCAUGAGUAUGAAUACCAGGAGGACGGUCAGACCAGACUGUUUAUGUAUCCAUUCAGAGUCACACAGAACAGUAACAGUGAUAUCUGUGUUGUGAACCGCACAAGUGACACUACAGGUGAACUAGUGAUUAUGUCUCCUUCUGGUUGUAUGAAGUCUGUCUACCGUGGACAAAACCUGACAGAUGACUUUUGGCCAGGUAAUGCAGUGUGUGACUCCCUCUGUAACAUCCUUGUCAAUGACAUGAACAAUAUACAGAUCCAUCUACUGAGUCCUGAUGGCAAAUUUUUGAAGUUCUUACUGACAGAGAAUGAAGGGAACUGUCCAACCAGAUUAUCGCUAUGCAAGUCUACACUGUGGAUGGGGUAUAAAGAAGGACUUGUCAAAGUGUUUCAGUACAGGGUGUAGAAUGUAUUACAAAUGAAUUGUGAUAAAAUAUGCAUUGUAAUAUUCCUUUGAAGUUACAUUGAAGUUAAAAGUCUGUAAUAUUUAUCUAUCUUUAUUGCAUACUUAGUGGUAAAUAGUUUGUUUGUUGUUUUUUUUUUUUUACAUUUAUGAUAUUCCUGACAUCACAAUGGCUAUAUUGGCUU
Molecule: messenger RNA, 1681 nt
Organism: Saccostrea echinata
Lineage: Eukaryota; Metazoa; Mollusca; Bivalvia; Ostreida; Ostreidae
Exons: 1
Coding region: 15-1499 (494 amino acids)
Biological process (GO): positive regulation of DNA-templated transcription
Cellular component (GO): chromatin; nucleoplasm
Molecular function (GO): ubiquitin-protein transferase activity; zinc ion binding
Source: RefSeq, a predicted model, not a curated record